This is a messenger RNA of Lactuca saligna, 932 nucleotides long. NCBI's taxonomy places the organism in Eukaryota, Viridiplantae, Streptophyta, Magnoliopsida, Asterales, Asteraceae. The record is from the annotation of a GenBank genome assembly.
AUGGCGGCCGCUAGAGUCAUGAUGUCUGCUAGCAGUAUCUCCACAUCAUCUAUGUUCUUCAAAGCCGCGACCACUCCAUUCUCAAAACCUAAUAGAUUAAGACAUUGCUUCAAUACCCACAACAGAUUAGCUUCAAAUUACAGAGUCUUCUUCGUCGAUGAUUCUGGCAAAAAGAUUUCACCUUGGCAUGAUAUACCGCUGCACUUGGGUGAUGGAGCAUUCAAUUUCAUUGUUGAAAUCCCCAAAGAAUCAAGUGCAAAAAUGGAGGUUGCUACUGAUGAAAUUUAUACCCCAAUUAAGCAAGAUACAAAAAAAGGGAAACUUAGAUAUUACCCGUAUAACAUUAAUUGGAAUUAUGGGUUGCUUCCACAAACAUGGGAAGAUCCAUCAUUAGCAAACCCUGAUGUAGAUGGUGCAUUUGGAGAUAAUGACCCAGUUGAUGUGGUUGAAAUUGGUGAGCUUGAUUGGAAAAUUGUUGCAAUUUCAUUGGAUGAUCCACGGGCCCCACUUGUGAACGAUGUUGAUGACGUGGACAAGCAUUUCCCUGGGACUUUAACUGCAAUUAGAGAUUGGUUUAGAGAUUAUAAAAUCCCUGAUGGAAAACCAGCAAAUAAAUUUGGACUUGGCAACAAAGCAGCUAAUAAGGAUUAUGCUUUGAAGGUGAUUAUGGAGACCAAUGAAUCAUGGGCUAAGCUUGUGAAGAGAUCAAUUCCAUCUGGGGAGCUUUCCCUUGUGUAAAUAUGAAUUUUCCAAAUAAUCAUUCUUUUUGGAAAAAAAAGUUCUUGAAUUUAUGCCAACAUAUAAUAUUGGAGCCUAUGUCAUAUAGAGACAUAUGUGAUUUAUUAGGUUUGUUUGGUACGAGGAAACAUUGAAAUGUUAUCACAAAGAAAGGGAAUAACAAAGUAAUGGAAUGAACAUUCAUGUAGUCGGAA